AGGUGUCACAGGGUCAUUCCGGAAAUCAGGUAAGGGCGUGGCGACAGUCCAGGUGCUGUCGAGGACGAAGGCUAGAGAUAUGUUCAUAUUUGGGACGUUUUUUUAAAAAAUGGAUUUGACUCAAGAGGCGAUUUUAAACAUGUUAAUAGAAGGGGGCGGAAAGGUGAAAAACUCGGAUAUACUGAGCAAGUUUAAAGGACCCCUGAAUUGUUGUGAUCCGGCAGAGAAAAAACAAAACCGAGAUCUUUUCAAGACGUUUGUAAACAACAUUGCCGUUGUGAAAGAAUUCCAAGACACUAAGUAUAUAGUCCUAAAGAAACUAUAUCGGCAUUUACUAGAAGUCUCUAAAGAUGAAACCACCCCAAGAGAAGAGGAUGAAGAACAUGGAUCACAUGCAGCAGAAGAUUUCCAAAAUGCAGAAGGAAACAAGUCAGACCCAAAAACAGUGAACAGAUCUACCUCAAAAUCUUCACACAGCACCGUGGGACCAUCUCCUAUAGAGGUUACUUUAGAAAAAAGCAAGAAUGUGGACCUUCAACCUACAAAGUUUCGAAAUUUCAUCGUUCCUCUCAAAUCUGACACUGAUGACUCAGAUAAACAUGGAGCGGCAUGCCCUGCCAAGAAAGAGGUGAGCACAAACAAACCGUAUGCGCUGCCUUUACGGAUGCCUCCAGUCCACAUCAGUUAUCAUAGCAAGAAAACCUCCACCGAGCACUCGGGAACUGUCAGCUCUGCUCAAGAGCCUCAUUCCUCACCUCAAAGUAAGAGGAGACCUUCAACAGACAGUGUCGCCAGCGCUAGUGGCUCCCCACAGGUGCGGAGACACUUCAAGGCCCCUAAACAGUCCGACGAGCCCAAGUACUCAUACCAUUGCCCACUCGAUUCCCUGGAGCAUCAGUGGCUCGUGAAGUCUGCGGCCGGUCAGUGGAGUCAGGUGUACGGCCUGCUUUUAAAGGACGCUCAUCUUGCAGAGAAGAAGGACUUCAUGUCUGGUUUCACGGCCCUACACUGGGCUGUCAAGUGUGGAAAAACUGAGAUGGUCUGCAAAAUUAUUGAGGUGUCGAGGAAAAGUGACUGUGCGGUGGACGUCAACGUCAAAUCACACGGCGGUUACACACCGCUGCAUGUCGCUGCUAUUCAUUGUCAGCUCCAUCUAACUGACCUGCUAGUCCGAUAUGGUGCCAACAGAAACCUAAGGGACAACUGCGGUAAGAAACCAUAUCACUAUCUGCGCAAAGAGGAUCCGAGGGAGUUGAGGCAGCUUCUAGGAGACCCCAAAGCUGUCAACCGGGAGAUGCGUCAGGUCAGGGAUGACUACGAACCAAAUAAACACACUAUAAGCCGCCUCUUCCAGCCGGCACUUCCGGUGGGGCUCAAGAAGAAGAACAAGGCCAGAGUGCCAUUCAUCUUCAUGACUGAAGAUGACAGAAAGGAUGAGCCCGUGUCACAUAAAUAGAGGCUAUCUGAUGUGUUUCACUAAUUGAAUGUAGAACUGUCCUGUUAGGAAACGCAAAAUCAAUGCUCAGUUUUCAGUAUGGUGAUAGAAACAAAAUACAUGUUCCUGCAAAACUUUCAUAUUAAUGGACAAAUUGUAUCUUACAUAUUAUUUUAAUCCUCCCUCCCUAUUUUAAUGAAUGAUUGUAGAUUUAUUAUUGACGUACAGCAGAGUUGCAGAAGGGAUAAAAUGUGCCUCACUGUAACCCAAAUUUUUGCUUUUUUUAAAGAAAAUGAGGGACGAGUCGAAAUUAAUUUUUUCGGUUAUCAACAUUAUGCCACAAAUGCUGUCGAUUGAGCUUCACUUGUAUUGAACCCGGAAUAUUCCUUAAAAGACAGAACUAAAUGAUUGAAUCGGACACUGUAUCUAUGAAUCGGCUUUAUAUGAGAUUCUAAAUGAAUUGUGAACUGCAGAAGAAAUCUGUUCAUUUCAUUUCAAUCUUUUCAAAAUGUCUUAUUUGCAUAUGCAUUAUAUUGUAAAGUCUACUUUAAUGUUCUUACAUCUUUCCCUGUAAACAGAACUAUAAUUAUGGGAGCAAUUACAGCUUAUUGAAAAGUAUGUGAUUAUUUGAUAUUAUGAGAUUAAAGCUGACUGAGAUGAAUUAUGAGAUAAACAUCAAAUAUUAAAGUUUGAGUGCUAUUUCUCCUAAGGUGGGAGCAGAACUCAUUGGGAGUGGCCAAACACUUUUUUUAUUGUUCUUUUCUGUCUAAGCAUCAGGAAUGUUUCACAGGAAUGUAUUGUGAAAAGAAAGGCAAACUUUAUCAUGUGAUGUGAAUUUAUAUGAUCUGAGUUGCAUCUACAGUUUACAGACUUUAGACUUAAAAAUCUGAAAAUACUUACAUUACAUGAAUCAUGCAUGUGUGUUUGUAUCAUGUAUUACUAAUAUAUUUUAUCAAAUACUGUAUGCAUUAACAUUGUCAUUUAUAAUCUGUGACUUGACAUUUUACCAAAGAGAAGGCGAAACCCCAUCAAAAUGUUUUACUACUGAUUAAAAAAUAAAUAAAAAUGUAAUCAGACCCAU
Molecule: messenger RNA, 2516 nt
Organism: Myxocyprinus asiaticus (Chinese sucker)
Lineage: Eukaryota; Metazoa; Chordata; Actinopteri; Cypriniformes; Catostomidae
Product: ankyrin repeat domain-containing protein SOWAHA-like
Exons: 1
Coding region: 110-1456 (448 amino acids)
Molecular function (GO): protein binding
Source: RefSeq, a predicted model, not a curated record